Cyprinus carpio (common carp) is the source of this 4332-nucleotide messenger RNA. RefSeq lists its product as uncharacterized. Bases 715 to 1794 code for a protein of 359 amino acids. The record is from RefSeq and is a predicted model, not a curated record. NCBI's taxonomy places the organism in Eukaryota, Metazoa, Chordata, Actinopteri, Cypriniformes, Cyprinidae. The transcript has 2 exons.
AUUUAUUUAUUUAAUUAUUUUUUUUUUUUAUUUAAUUUGAGCUAUUAUUAAAAUUAAAAACAAAAACUAAUUAAAUUUAAGUUUGGGCUCUGUGGUUAAUUCUAAACUUAUAUUAAUGUAAAAGGGGUCCCUGAUAGUCGCAUGACAUCUGCAUGAACACUGACGAAUCACUGGGGAGUUGGGCUUAGGAGAGCAGAUAACAAUUAGUUAAAAAAAAAAAUUAUCAGCUUCGGGACAUUCCUACAUAUUAUUACGUUAAUUUUUUAUUAAAAUAAGAACAAAGAAGGAAACUACAAACAGUAGAGCAAAGAAGUUCUUGUUUUUGUUUUUGUUUUUGUUUUUUUUCUCUCCAGGUAUUUUUAGUUCUUUAUCGAUAUUUCACUUGUACUGGGGAAAGCUCCUUUUUCUCCGAUGACUGAAGCCCGUCAAUAACGCAGUGUAACUUUAGUUCGUGCAGUGAAUAAAAAACAAACCAAUGCCGACAAAGCCUGCCAAAACCCGCCAGAAUGGGCAGGGUCAUCUGGGUAUAUAAUAUAUACUUCUCCUUCAGCGACGACUGCUAGACUACGAAGCCUUUGCCGUGAUCAAGCCUCACAGUGGAUCAAGAGACCCCCUUCCUACCUGCAUUUUGAAUUACCUCGACGACUGGCUCAUUCUGGCCCAGUCAGAGGAAGAGCUACUAUCUCACAGAUUUCUCCUCCUCAGCCACUUAGAAUGCCUGGAACUCAGAGUCAAUUUUGCCAAGAGUGCGCUGUUCCCCAGCCAACAGAUAUCGUUCCUGGGAACCGUUUUAGACUCAGCCCAAAUAAGGGUGAUAGCUGCGCCAGAACGUGCACUGGACAUUCAGCAGCUCGCAGCCUCAUUCAAAAUUCGGGCCUCUCGCCCUCUCAAAGUGUUUCAGAGGUUGCUGGGCCUCAUGGCCUCUUUGUCUCCAGUACUUCAGUUAGGCCUGCACCGCUGAAACCACGAGUUCUGUCCCACUCCCGGCGUCUCGGACACCUUUGUGUCAGGGUGGACCAGGCCUGUAUAACUGCCCUGGCCCCUUGGAAAGAUCAUCAGUGGAUGGAACGGGGUGUGCCCCUGGGAAUGGUCUGCAGGAGGAAGGUGAUCUCGACAGACACCUCCAACAUGGGUUGGCAAACCAGCUUUCAGCCACUGGACAAAAAAGGAAGGCUGGCUUCACAUCAACUGCCUGGAAAUGCUGGCAAUGUGUCUGGGCCUUCGCACCUUUCUGGCAGACCUAAGGGUAUACUACGAAUUGGUCCGUUCGGACAGCACGACGGUGGUGUCCUAUAUAAAUCGCCAGGGUGGUCUCUCCUCGAAGCGCUUCUUCACACUGUUGGAGCGCCUCUUAGAAUGGGCCCAGCUCAACUUGCGCUCACUGAGAGCAGCUUAUAUACUGGGCAGAUUAAACCCAGGAGCAUAUAUGCUGUCUCGGUGCAACAUUCCCUCAGAGGAGUGGACGCUCCACCCUCAAACAGUUCAGAAAAUCUGGGAAAUCUUCGGCAGGGCAGAGGUCGACCACUUCGCCUCAGAAGACAACUCUCAUUGCCCAACUUACCACGACUGGCCCAAUCUCCUCCUCUAUGCUUUUCGCCCGAUCGCUCUGAUGCUGCAGGUAACCAGGCAAGUCAGGGAACAGAGACGCAAGGUUCUGUUGGUGGUCCCGCUCUGGAGGAGCCAGCACUGGUUUGCAGAGCUGAACUGGCUGCUUUCGGCAGCCCCGUGGCCCAUUCCCCUGAGACGGGACCUCCUCUCCCAGGCGAACAGAAUGAUAUAGAACCCCCAGCCUGAGGUGUGGGCUCUGCACCUUUGGACUCUCGAUGUAAGCUUGUGAACCUCCACGAGAACAGCUUAAAUACAAUCUCUCAGGCUAGAGCGCUGUCUACAAGAUGCCUUCUUUGCCUGGUGUGCAGCCUGACACGCAGACCCAAUCUCCUGUGACAUAUCUCUGAUAUUGGCCUUCCUGCAAUAGCUGUUGGACAAUUGCAGUUCCCCUUCCACACUCAGGGUCUAUAUAGUUGAACUUGGGGUGCUUUCACACCCGUAGAUAGAUUGUUUUGUUCUAAAACAUGGGCUAAAAUUAUUGCAAUGUUGCUUUUUAUUCUUUGUGCAUUUGUUUUCACACGGCAAAGUUUCACGGUUUAUUUUUCCGCUCAUAGCUGUCAUCCAUCAGGAUGGAACCAGCUUUGAUGGAACUACAACAUCUUCAAGGACUUACUGAUGUUUUAAUUUUUUUUUUUAAGCUGUCGUUAUAUUUAUUUAUUUUGAGCAGGAGUCCAGGAUUCGUCGGGAAAACAUUGUUAAAAUGCAUGUACUAUGAAGAGCAAUAAGACAUUAUAAAAUGAAAAGGUGCGCUUUGAUUUUGAAUGGCGAAGAUAUGCUUACCCACAGACAUCGUCUUCUGUUUUUCAUGGAACUUACGUAAUUACCCAUUUUACAUUGUGAAGUGCGCUAGGUUCCGAAACAAUGGGCCAGCUGUAACAGCAGCCUUACUCUGCCCUGUCAGGGCGUUGAAAGUCUAUGUUGAGGGCUCCGCCCCCCCUUCAGGCAGUCGGAUCAGCUAUUGUAUGCUUCAGAGAACCCUUGGUGUGGCCACCGGUAAUGACGCAGAGACUUUCCAAAUGAAUAAUUGAUGCUAUUAUGCUAGAAUACUCUUCUUUGGGCCUUCACUGCCCCAUGGGAGUAAGAGCCCACUUAACUAGAGGUGUUGCCUCUUCUUGGGCCUGGUUUAGCGUCCAUAUUUGACAGAUUUUAUAAUCUGGACAUCCCGGCCUUACAGGCUCGGUCGCUCUGGGCCCCCUUGGGUGCUUAAGGCAAGUUCAAGUAUUAGUCGUUCCUCUAGCAUAGCAGGCUUGAUUGUACUGGUUCCCCAAAGCAUCUUAGCAGACACAUUAUGAGUAAAGUCUCGAUAGGGAAUGUACUCUGUUAAUAAUGUAACCUUGGUUCACUGAGAAACAGAACGAGUACUACGUACUUUGCCGUGCUAUGUAGCUGUACGACUCAAACGUUGCUUCAGUCAAAGUAACUUAAGGAUCUUAGUGCGGAAUGCCAAAUUAUAUAGCCAGAUGACCCCACCCAUUCUGGUGGGUUUUGUUGCCAGUUCCACUGCCGAGCUAUUAGUUAAUUUUUUUUUUUAUUCAUCGCACGACCCAAUGGCUGUGCAGUUAUACUGCGUUAUUGAAAGACUUCAGUCAUCAGAGAAAAAGGAGUUUUCCCCAAAGCAUCUUAGCAGACGCAGUACUCAUAUCUCAGGGAACCAAGGUUACAUUAGUAACGUAGUACGUUUUCUGGUCAAAAUACAAGAAGGAAAAAAAAACUGCAUCUUUACUAAAUAAAUUAAAUAAACACUGAUUCUACGCAAGUUAUUCAGUUGAGCAAUUUUCAUUGAGUUUCAUUGAAUAAUUGUCUGUCUUUUGUUGUUUGAUUAUUAUUAUUAAUGACAUUCAGCAGUAGGCUAAUGCUGACUUCACUUUAGAACCAAAUGCACAGUUCCAAUUACUGUGCUUAACUUUAAAUGUCCACAAUGUCCAGUACUUUUUCUCAUUCAUGGAUGUUUCUUUAUCACACUAAGUUACUCAGUAACUUGAGUACGUGCUUUUUGCCAUUUAUUUUGGAAUAUACUCAUGAAAAACAGGAGGGACUGGUAUUUGGUUUAUUUAAGAGGCUUUUUUGUCAACCUUGUGUCACAGUGUGCCUUUUGCUAGGGCUGCUCAAAGUCUCUUUCUCAAUUUGAGUUUACAAGAUUUUUUAUUAAAAUCAAAUUUCUAAUGUUAAAUAGUAAAGCGUUCAAUCACAGAAUCAGGUUGCACUCCCAGGUGAGUGGUGGGCUAGCGGAUAAAAAAAAAAUGCCAUCAGACCCUAUGAAGUCUGGGUAAAAUGGGCGAAAUAAGGUAAAGUCUUGCAAGGGAUAAAGACUUACAUAGAACAAGAUAUGGUCCAAGGAUCACUGGAAAAAGUAAUUAUUUUUGGUUGGUCAUGUACAGUUGUAACUAGGGAUGUCACAAUACCAAAAAUCUAGUUGUCUGUACCGAUACCACUAAAGUACAUAUUACUUGAUACCAAGUCGAUACCACAAGUAAAAAAAUCAUCAACUCCUCUAUUUAAUAUUAUUACAAAAUUGCAACAUUAGUUGCACUUGGCCUUGAAAUAAUACACACACACACACACACACACACACACACACACAUAGGCUACCCUGAAUGCAAGCAUUAGUUUAAAUUCACUGAUAUACUGGCAGGCCGAAUUAAAAAAAAAAAAAAAAAAAUUCAUAAACAAUUAUUUAAACAAUAAUAUUAGCCAAUAAUGUUAAUAAGGAUAAUCCAUGGACAG